GCAAUGGCAGAAGUAGUUCCCGUUACAGCUCGACUGUCCCUGCUCCCUUGAACCAAGGCACGUCCUCCAUAAAACCUCCGUUCCCCCACAGUAGCUCCGUCACUCUCUUCUUCCUUCACCUCCAUCUCCUCUUUGCUCCACCUGAUUUCCACGAGCUUCUUCUGUUGUUCACUUCUUCAUACAUACAAUUCCUCUUUGGAACUUGCCUGUGCUUCUUCUCUAGAACUUUUUUCACCACAAUCCGCCAAAAUGCCCGAGAUCAACACCCUCCUGUUCGAUUGCGACAACACCCUCGUCCUCUCUGAGGAGCUUGCCUUCGAGGCUUGCGCUGGUCUCAUUAACGAGAUAUGUGAGGCUCGUCAAGUUGAGAUGCGCUUCACUGGCGAGACCCUCAUCAAGGAGUUCGUUGGCCAGAACUUCCGCGGCAUGCUCACCACCCUCCAGAAGAACUAUAAUAUCGAGAUCUCACCCGAGGACAUGGAGACCUAUGUUCGAAAGGAGGAGGACGCCGUCAUUGCCAAGCUCAAGGAAUCUCUCCGACCUUGCGUUGGUGUUGAUGAGCAGCUCGAGAAGCUCGCUGCUUCUGGCAAGUACACCAUGUCCGUGGUCUCUUCCUCUGCCCUCCGUCGUGUCCGUGCCUCCAUCGAGAAGGUCGGCCAGGACAAGUACUUCCAGGGCGAUGUCGUCUUCUCUGCCGCCACAAGUCUCGAGAAGCCCACUAGCAAGCCUGAUCCCGCUAUCUACCUCCACGCUCUAGAGAAACUUGGCAAGAAGGCCGAGGAGGCUGUCGCUAUUGAGGACAGCAAGAGCGGCACCCUUAGCGGUACUCGUGCUGGUAUCAAGGUUAUUGGUUAUGUUGGCCCUUAUGCUGAAGACAAGCAGCCCGAGAUGGAGAAGACUUUGAGGGAUGCUGGAGCCGUUGUCAUCAUGCGACACUGGUCCGAGUUCCCUGCUGCUCUGCAGAAGAUUGAGGCUGGUGAGGUCUAAAGAAACGAGCUUGUUGUUGAAAUUGCUUUGAGGAAUACCCAAAAUACACAUCGGUUAAAUAGCGAAAGAGAUGGAGCAAAUCACCUAGAUCAAUUGAACUAAUAAACUUUACGAGUCCUUCACCCGGUCAUUAUAUGUGAGACAAUGUGAGGCUCUGAGACAUAAUUGAUUGUCUCAGAGCAACGUCAUCAUGUCUCAUGAUUGAUUUGUUGAUCCCGAUACAGUAUUUAUAUAAACUGCAUCACUUUCGCCAGUCCAUUAAAAAGCUGUUAACACUCUG
Fusarium redolens is the source of this 1267-nucleotide messenger RNA. Its product is annotated as HAD-like domain-containing protein. Bases 250 to 987 code for a protein of 245 amino acids. The record is from RefSeq and is a predicted model, not a curated record. The transcript is spliced from 2 exons. NCBI's taxonomy places the organism in Eukaryota, Fungi, Ascomycota, Sordariomycetes, Hypocreales, Nectriaceae.